AUGUUUUGCUGUUUUCAACGUUCGACAACAUCAAACAUCGAUACCCUAAACCAUGAGAAACAAUCACUUUUACGAAGUGGUAUCAAGCCUCUUAGCUAUCAAACAAUAUUAACUAUUCCCUAUGCUCAUGUUAUUCGAGAUGAUAAAAUUUCAAUUGAAUCGUCAAAUAUAACCGAGCCAAAUGCUACCCAUACGUAUUGGCUAUUCAAUGGCAUGAUACCUAAUCAAGCAUAUGAAACACCAUGUUUCUCAUUCGAUGAUGUUGAUGUUCCAACUCCUGUUGUAUUCACAACAAAAACUACAAAUGGACAUUCUCUAUUUGAACGUCUUUUUCAAAUUAAUCCUGUCAAUGCAAUUAAUUCUUCUGCAGCAAUUCGCAAGCGUCAAAUUAAUCAGUCAAACUCAAUAACAUCAAAUACUAUUUCAAUGGCUCGACCAUUUGACGAAUUUCCUGCAGAUCCAUCAAUAUCGAAUAGUUCUCUUGAUGUACAAAGUAAUAGUAUUGUACCAAAAUCGGACAAAAAUUAA
Rotaria sordida is the source of this 528-nucleotide messenger RNA. The record is from the annotation of a GenBank genome assembly. Lineage: Eukaryota; Metazoa; Rotifera; Eurotatoria; Philodinida; Philodinidae.